UUUUUUUAAUUUUUUAAUUAAAAAAAUUUUUAAAAGCUUCAGCUGAGUGGAUGAAUUUUUUUUUUUCCCCCGCAAGUGAACCCUAUCCUUAAUUCCUCUUUUGUAAGCUGGAGGGAGACCUACCUGGGGGCAACUCCAGUCUCAGAGAGAUUGUAGAGAAAUGCCUUGUAAACGGUUUAAUAAUUUAGUUAGAUCUCUCCAUGUGGAUGAUGAUUCUGGUGGAUAUUUUCCUCUCUCCUCCCUGGCUUCCCUGGGUGAGAAUGAGCGCGGGCAGAUUUAAACAUCUAGGUUGGUCCCCCGCUGCCCCAAGCCACCCACCCACUCAGACCACACCCGAGCGGCUGCCUCCCCCUGUCGUUUAGUGUGUCCUCAGGGGAAGCAGACUCAUUUCAGUAUAAGCUCAAGCAAACUGUAAUUAGGACAGUAAAUCUGCUGUUUAACCAAAAAAAAAAAAAAAAAAAGUCCUAGGACAGGUUUCAGGGUCCUGGACAUCCUUCCUUUGAUGCUGAAGGAAGGAUGGGAGAGACCUGGCCUUUGAUUUAAUUUCUCCCAGUUUGGGAACAGAGUCCAGGACAUGGCAACCAUGUUUACUGAAAAUGCAACACGGCUUAAAAUCUACUGUGAGAUCGUCUGAGGCUGCAGGAAUGGGGACCUGACUUCAUGAAAGUCUUUUUUUUCUUUCCAUGCCUUGCAGUAUGACUGACCACAGCAUCCGUCCUGCACCAGCACCCUCACCUCCUUUCCAGGGCAUUUACCACGUCAGUGGCAGUGCACCAAGGGCUGUAGAUGUGUUUUCUCAGUCAGUCUGCGCAACAGCCUUAGAGGCAGGUUCUGUCAUCUGCAUUUUACCCCCAUUUUAUGGAUGAAAAAAACUGAGGUUGAGAGAGGCAAGUGACUUUCCCCGGGUUGCACAGCAUGCAAGUGGAGCAACUGGAUUUGAAGGGUGUGUGCUCCUAGCCUCUGUGCUGUAUUGCAACUGCUCAGUCUGAGAACCGCAGAUCACCACGCCAGGCUGAAGGCUACCUCCCCACCAAGCCUGUUUCCCUUCCCUCGUUCCUUCUUGGCAUGAUCCACACUUCUGUAAACCUCAGGCUUAGUGGCCACUCAGCCACUGCCUCUCACUGAGCUCCCCACCUGGGCUGCUUCCUAGAUGAGAAGGAGGGAUUAUUACUCUCAGUGUACACCAGUCACCAGGCCUCCUGGUGCCGGUGCUAGGGUGUGGCAGGCAGGCCAUUUCCUCCCCGUGAGCCUCAGUGUCCCAGACUAGAAAGCGGAGGCUGGGGCCAUCUGGAGAGCCCCUUGGGUUCACCCCAGAGGGACAGGUGUCCCUUUCCUGUGGGAGCUUGCCCGCAGUGGGGUACGGCAGCCUCCAGAAAGCGCUCUUUGCUUAAUAGCACCCGACCUUGCUCUGCCUGCUCAGCGUUUUGAUUGCUAAAUUUAUAGUGUUAGUUUGCCUUCUUCAUGAGUGUCUUUAAAAGAACACCGGAGGCCUCUCCUGAAAGAGUUUUCUGUCUCGGGUGGACCCUGAGCCUCCCGAGCACAGGGGAGGCUCUGCCUGGCCAGCUGUGUCUCCCUCCCCCGCCUUUGCCUUACUGUCCCCCAGCCAUUUGGCUCCACACUGACCAGGCCUGCUCUGUGCCACAGGCAGGUCCUUCCAGCUUUCCUGUGCGGGACCAUCGCAACCGGGGAGCUUGGCCUCCGGUGACCUCCCUCUUUCCUAGGAAGAUGUUCCUGGUGGGCCUGACAGGGGGCAUUGCCUCAGGCAAGAGCUCGGUGAUCCAGGUGUUCCAGCAGCUGGGUUGUGCGGUGAUUGAUGUGGACGUCAUCGCCCGGCAUGUCGUCCAGCCAGGGUACCCCGCCCACCGGCGCAUCGUGGAGGCCUUCGGCACUGAGGUCUUGCUGGAGAAUGGCGACAUCGAUCGAAAGGUCCUGGGGGACCUGAUCUUUAACCAGCCUGACCGGCGGCACCUGCUCAACUCCAUCACCCACCCCGAGAUCUGCAAGAAAAUGAUGAAGGAGACCUUCAAGUUCUUCCUCCGGGGAUACCGCUACGUGAUUCUGGAUAUCCCCCUGCUGUUUGAGACCAAGAAGCUGCUCAAGUACAUGAAGCACACGGUGGUGGUAUACUGUGACCGAGACACGCAGCUGGCCCGGCUGAUGCAGCGGAACAACCUGAACCGCGACGACGCAGAGGCCCGGAUCAAGGCCCAGCUGCCCCUGAAGGACAAGGCCCGCAUGGCCCGCCACGUUCUAGACAACUCGGGCGAGUGGAGCGUCACCAAACGCCAGGUGGUCCUCCUGCACGCCGAGCUGGAGCGCUCCCUGGAAUACCUGCCACUGCGGCUCGGGGUCCUCACGGGGCUGGCCAGCAUCGCCAGUCUCCUCUACCUGCUCACCCACUACCUCCUGCCUUCCCCCUAGCGGGACCCUGCAAGGCAGGAAUUCCUGGGUCUCCAUCUCCUCAGAGGCUGAAACCAGGUAAUGAAUGCAUCCGGUUUCCUCCCAACCCCUCAGCACACACACUCUGGAUCUGGGCUGGAGCCCUGCACUGGGCCGACCCUUCCUCGGAGCACAUCCUGUCCGAGGCAGAGAAGCAGCCCUCUGUCAGCAGAUGCUCCUUCCCACCUCCCCCAGUGCCCCUCCCUCUGGAACAGUGACCAUCACGGGCUGUGGAAGCAACAGUGGUAGACUCUUGUAACUUUCUUGUGGGCGGGGGUGAGGAGCACCUUCAGUGGACGUCACCAGUGUUUAAAGCUGGGAGGGUCCCUGGGCUUGAACCCUUUCCUAGCACGUGCCCCGUCACGGCCAAAACCCCCUGUGUGGACCAUGGGAAAUCAGUUUAGACCAAGGGCUGCCUUCAAGCAGGAUUCCCCUGUAGAUUGAAGCCCUUGGCCAGGAGGCAGUAACAAUCCCCUUGUCGUGAUGCUGUAGUGAGGCAGAGGCCAGGCCUCUUCUGGGAUGACCCACUGUCCCACCGUGGCAUUUCCCUAGCACUCUCCGCACCCUGCUCCCCGCCUCCUACCACUCUACCUCCCUGAGCUCUUGCUAGGCUGCACGCGAUGCACCAGGCUGUUUCUGGCCUCUUUGCCUUCACCUUGCUGCUCCCCAAUCUGGAAAACCUUUUUUUUUUUUUCCCUACAACUGGUUACCUUCCAGCUCAGGCACCAUCUGAAGCCCCAGGCUGGGUUAGGUGCUCUGGGAUACCCCCUGCCCCACAUUUUACCUGAAUCCACAGUAUAAUAAUCAGCCAAAAACUGGUUAGUCUCUCCUACUAGACUGUAAGCCCUUUGAGGGCAGGAACUGUGUCUUAUUCAUCCGUGUUCCUGGUGCAGAGCCUGACUCGCCAUUGGUGCUGAAUAAAGUGUGUUGAUCUGAAA
Molecule: messenger RNA, 3377 nt
Organism: Aethalodelphis obliquidens (Pacific white-sided dolphin)
Lineage: Eukaryota; Metazoa; Chordata; Mammalia; Artiodactyla; Delphinidae
Gene: DCAKD
Product: dephospho-CoA kinase domain containing
Exons: 4
Coding region: 1462-2421 (319 amino acids)
Biological process (GO): coenzyme A biosynthetic process
Molecular function (GO): dephospho-CoA kinase activity; ATP binding
Source: RefSeq, a predicted model, not a curated record